Eutrema salsugineum is the source of this 885-nucleotide messenger RNA. RefSeq lists its product as uncharacterized. The coding region runs from base 1 to 885 and encodes 294 amino acids. NCBI's taxonomy places the organism in Eukaryota, Viridiplantae, Streptophyta, Magnoliopsida, Brassicales, Brassicaceae. Gene Ontology annotation, biological process: root development; shoot system development. The transcript has a single exon. The record is from RefSeq and is a predicted model, not a curated record.
AUGGCGAUGAUGAUCAUCAAGAAUCAUGUAAGAUCGAUAAGUUUACCUUCAAGAUCUCAUCCUAGCACAGCAGCGAUCGAGGAAUCGCUCGACAAGCUUCUUAUCACUAUGAACACGAAGACGAUGGCGUCAUCAUCUGAAUCGGUUUACUCCGGUUUAAAAGGGCUGGAGGAUCUGUACGACUGUACGGAGGAUUUAUUGAAGAUGGGUCCGACACAAAGUGUGUUAUCGUUUAAUGACGAGAGAAAGAAGAUUCAGAGAGAGUUUAUGGAGGAAAUGCUUGAUGGUUCAUUGAGGCUAAUGGAUAUAUGCAACGUCUCGAGAGAUCUUAUUGUUGAGACUCAUGAGCACGUACUUGUUCUUCAGUCUCGUGCUAGGAGAAGGAAAGAUGUCGAUUACUCGGGCUAUGUGGGUUUUAGGAAGAACAUGAGGAAAGAAGUGAAGAAGCUUCUUGGAUCAUUGAAGAACAUUAAUGUAGGGUUAGCGAUGAGAGAACGUGAUCAUGAUCAAGACGGGGAUGUUCAAUUUUUAGCCGUGAUUCACACUAUGAGACGUGUCGUUUCGAUGACCGUUUCGGUCUUGAAGUCUUUCUUGGAGUUCUUGUCGGGACGACAAAACGGGAAGGACAUAAGGAGCAAGUUGGCUAUGGUACUCAUCAUGAACAAGAAGUUUCAUGAUCACGAUUUGAUCGUCAAGAAUGAGUUAAAGAGUGUAGAUUCAGCGAUUUCUGGAGAUUCUUGCUCUCAAGAAGAUCUUCAUAAAAAGCUUGAGGACCUCGAGGUAUUGAUUGGAAGGUUUGAUCAAAGUCUAGAAGGAUUGUUUCGAGGGUUGAUCAGAACACGGGCCUCGCUUCUCAACAUAAUAUCUCAACAGAUGUAUAUGUAA